Molecule: messenger RNA, 2056 nt
Organism: Amoebophrya sp. A120
Lineage: Eukaryota; Dinophyceae; Syndiniales; Amoebophryaceae
Source: the annotation of a GenBank genome assembly
CAUCCCUUAGUCAAGUUGGGAACCUAGCAAGACAAAUCCACAAGUUUUGGGAGCCACGCAUGAGAAGUUGCAGACAACGUAGUGUAGUUUUUCUUAGCAAGGACAACCGCAUCACAAAUCCAUCUGCUUAUCCUGUUUACAGCAUUUUUACAAAUUCCAAAUUGCGACUGGAAAAAAUGCCUCUCAUGGAGAUGCGCAUUACAAAUCUUCGUGGAAUUAUCGCAAAUCCGCAUGACAACUGUAGGGUAGGGGACGUUUUUACUCAGGAUAUGACAUUCUGUACGUGCGGCGCAAGUCCCGGGGCUCCAGCCCCAACGCGGCGGCGCAGAUUAGCUACCACAGGGUGGCUAUGCAAGAAAAAAACUGUGUAAGUGAAAAUCUGUGAUGCAGAAAAUGCCAAACAGUUACACUUGUCAUGCUCGACAUGCAUGACUGGCUCGCUUCCUAUGUGUUUUCCCUUUGUAUCUGCGCAUAACAAGUUUGUCCUGUCAUGGCAGACAAACUUGUGAUGCUGUUUUCCCAAAAGACUUACACUUACACAGUUUUUUUCUUGGAUAGUGGUGCACUCCGGGGUCUUGCCGCAGCCCGUGAUGUUGUCGGGGUUGCUGGGAAAGCCGUGGCAGCUCGGCAUGGGAAUGUCCGGACAGUAUAAUCUGAAUCAAACAAGCGGAAAUAAUGGUAGUGCCACAAAUGUAAACGGGUCUUUGCCCGAUAUGGUGGGGCUGUACGUGAGCAACCCACCAAACACGGCAUAAGAAGAAGAAGAAGAAGACAAAAAUGGGAAGAUUACCUGGAGGUGAUCUCCCAAAAGAUUGUGAUUGAUUCGAAACCUAAACGCAAACUCAUAAAUCGAACAUGAAAUAUCAAAGCCAAAACUUCUAAUAUUAAACAUCGUAACUUCAUCUUUAGACACGACUAAAAAUGCAAAACCCUGGCCGCAGGCCAUUCGCCUGUUAUUCCGCAAGAUACAUUUGAUUAUACUUGAGAUGCAAGAACUUUUUGAACAACUUUUAAACCUUAUAUUCCCGAUGCAACAAGUAGAAGACGUGACGAAGAAGACGCCACGCGGCAAUGACACCCUCGAGCCGUUUCUCCGAAAGAACGUCAAGGCCGUUUUACUUUUUUCAACUAUACAAUGCGAGUAAUCUAUCUCCUGAAAAAAUCACUUUCAUUUGAGUCUUAUUCCCAAUGCAAUCUGACUUUCUUCUCAUCGGUUUUAAUAGAUUUUUAUUUUCACGAUCAACUGUAAACUACAUGUAAUAGUACAUUUCAUUUUUAUAGUAUUUCAAAAAUCGCAAUUUUUAUUUUUCUAUCGCUAUGGUUUGUCAACAUUUAUUAUCACAUAUACAUUUUGCAUUUGCUCAGUUUUUCACACGACUGCAGGGUCGUAGAGGUCAUUUCAGUUUCACAUCACUAGAGAAGUAGUUCAUGCGUGUAUCCCAUGCAGUAUACUGUAGUACUUGUGCUAGAAAGCAUCCGAAAAAUAAGUAUUCAACCCCGAGCACUAUCCGAAAAAAUAGAAAAACUCCCUUCCUUUUUAAAAACAGUUUGACAGGGCCGAGGUGGCGGGAUGUUGGGGAUGGCAUGACAGUUAUUCUUUUCAGCAUCUCGUCUCAGUCACGAGGAGGAAAUAAAGGUGGUCCUAGAUCAUGAAAAAAUUAUCCUGUUUUAUUGGAAGCCCCACUGUUUAGAAAGUUAUCAACCCCUUUAUUUGAUGCUUGACAAGCACGACGCUAUUGAGAUCUUGACGACGACGAAGAACGAAGUGGACAGGCCGCUCCUGCGCUUGUCUCUAGUUUGCUACGAGAAGUAAAAUAGACACCCGCUUGACCAUGUAUCUCCCCGUGAGCGUGACACCUUGCCGUGCCUGAUUUUAUUGUUGGAAUCAAGUAGUACUAGCUUUAGUGCCGCGCCGAGGGGUGGUCAGUGGUCUCUCGUAGUACCACCGCAUCAGACGCAGAGAAAAUAAAGCACUACAGUAAUAUUUCAGCAAAUCAGCUCAUCUCAUAUGGCACAGAAAAACCACACGGAGGUUGUUGCAUGUAGAAGCUUUUUU